AUGAUGUUUGUCCCACGGCCACAAACAACUCCUGUUCUGGCACCAGUAACAUCAAUUGGUGUCAUUAUGUUCUACCUGUCAUGGACUACAUCGUGCUGCUCCGCAGAUACCAUGGUCGGCUGUGGUGGUUUUAUUCGGUGGCAUGACGCUUCUAACAGCAAAACAAAAAUAGCUUUUGAGCAUCUCAAAGUGCAAUUGUAUUCAGGGCCGGGUGACACGCUGAAAGAUGUUACAGACGUGCUUCCGAACGGAGCUUUCACAAUGCCUCUCUAUGAUCGGGAGCCUUGUCGUUUACGCCUUGCUGCGCCGAAAGGCUGGCAUAUUUCCCCUUCAGAUGGGCACGUUAUCAACCUGAAAUCCGACCCAUAUGCUUGCUCUCGGGACUUUGAUUUCUACAUUAUGGGCUUCGGCAUUUAUGGACAGGUUGUCACAUACGGCAUGAACACUGGUCCGACCGGUCUCAUUGUGCGGUUGACGAAGAACCGAUUUGAGAAGCUCAACACCACUCAACCGGGUGGUUUCUUCUCUGUUGCUCCUCUCCAACCGGGCACAUACGAACUGUCUAUCAGCGACACGGAUCGAGGUGGACCGGAGCACCUUCGAGCUAGAACUAGUAUCACCGUCGUUUCUGACAACGUGAUUCUCACGGAGCCUAUUAUGUUGAUGGGCCAUUUCAUCCGUGGUCAUGUUGUCGAUUUCGAAAGUCAACCACUUGUGGGUGCAACGGUUCUUCUGCUCGCGGACACUUCCGUGGAUACCACUAUGCUCGAUUGUAACCGACUCCUGGACAGUUUGGAUGAAGCCGCAAGCCCACGGCCUGAGCUAACCUUCCGUCUCGUUCCAAUAUGCGUGUGCAGAACAGACGACGGUGGAUACUUCUCUUUUGAUCGCCUUCCCGGUGGAAACUACUCGUUGUAUCCAAAUCACUCUGUUCGAUUUGAUGAUGCUUCUGUGGUCUACGCUUUCCAACCUGAAUUCGUUCAAAUCUCACUGGGUCACUCAAAUGUAGAUUUGGGCCUGUCCACAUUUAAAGCGGAUGCGCUGCGACUCCCACCGGGCCGUCUUCUCUGGCCCGAUGGAACGCCGGUUCCCUCUGCUAAAAUCUAUUUCGGCGCUCGGGAGGAUCCGAUCAUCUCGGAUGUUCAUGGCUACUACCAGCCUGGUUUUCUCAAACCAGGUACCUAUCUUAUUCGUGUCGAGGCUCACGGUGCCGAAUUCAGCGAACACCACCUCCAACUCUCUCAUUUAUCUAGUCGGCUACCGGAUCUUCAACCCCACAAGUUGUCCCUAUGUGGUAUGGUCAACAUCGCCGAGAACCUGACUCACUCACAACUCCACGUGGCUUUGCUGAUUACAAAUGUGGCUACAAAGAAGGUACACCGAGAAGCCAUCGUGUCGCAAAACAGUACGCUACCGUACUGCAUCUUCCUUGCUCCUGGACGUUACCAACUUGCAGCUGAAAUUCAUAUUAGGGGCCCCAGUGAUCGUCAAGUGCUGCUCACUCCUUCAGUCCUGCAGGUCGAUUUGUUGGGAAAGCCAGUAUCAAAUGUCGUGUUCACUCAAUUCCGCGCUCGAAUUCGUGGUCGCGUUGUGCGUCUGCCCGUUAGUUGUUCUGACUCCGAUGUGGAACGGACCUGGCGCGUUCACUUGAAGAGCUUAGACCAUGAGACUUCCCUGUACUCUCGGCUGACGACUUUUAAGGAGAAUCCCGACGUCAGCUACUUUGAAAUUUCCGAUAUCUUGCCCGGCGAUUAUCUUGUAAAUUUCGUUUCCGAAACGGAAAACGGUCUAUUGCAAGCCAUCGAUGGUUGGUGUUGGCUUCCGUCGGACAUGAGCGCUUCUGACGUAGGAACUCUACCCAGGCGCCUUCAUAUCCCAUCUGCUGACCUGAGUUGGGAAACCGAUUCGACACUCGACUUCAUCCAAUCGGGUUACGCAAUCCUUGUAAAUCUCGAGCUCCCAUUAACACUUCGCAGUUGGACGCAAAUUGUCCUGAAAAGCACAACAAACUCCAGUGUCAGGAAUCGUUCUGAAGUUAUCGCGUGGGAGCUACAGACCCGUUCCAACAAGAUCUGCCUACCCCAGACAGAUGUUGUCUACGAAUUUAAAGCGCACAGCACCUGCUUCGUUUUCGACGUCCCCCAUCCCGUCGUCUUGCUUCCGAAAAGCGAGUGUCACCUUUCAUUAGAACAUAACCCCGUCAUUCACUUACGGGUGCAAAAAGUUCCACUCUUCAUACGUUUGUCCAUUGAGGAGCCCUUGGACCACAACGUCACGAAGCUUGUGACACGUGCCCCUCUCGUAAUAGACGUAAUUUACUCUACCGCCGGCUCUUCCAUAACUCCGUCGUCGAAGGAAGGAAAAGUGGAAACCGUGUCGGCCAAGUGGUUUUCAUCAAAUGAUCACGUAUUCGCUGAGACAAUAGUAUGGCAUGAUAUCAGCAGUGCAGUAACUUUCAAACCAAGGCCAGCACCGAACAACGAUUCCAGAUGGUUCUAUACGUACAUGUUGGAUGAUCCUCCGUCUUUGCGCAUCGAUCUCACACAGCUGACGUUUGAAGCGUUCAUGUCGGAUCCAGCGAUUUCUUUUCUACCUCCUUUGAUGGACAGUGCUUCGUCUGCAUCUGCGUCCACACUGAUGAACGACUGCAUGAAUUUGUUUUCCUGGCAACACCUUAACUUCACACUUCAUUUGGCGGUGGUGUUGCGUGGGCAGGUUGUACCGGCGACAUCAAAGGUGAAUGUUGAGCUAUACAGCAACCCUGGGACACUAAGGGAGUCAACUGAGGAUCUGGACUGGCAUACUUACCGUCAGCCUCUACUUCCGUUUCAUGAUGAUAGAACAAUGCCAUCCACCGGCACUAAUCAGUCCAGAGGCACUAUCUCGGUUACAGCGACGGAAACCACCCUCCAAUCGUCUCCGAUAGCAACCACGUUGACUGAUUCCUUCGGGAUGUUUCUUUUCGGUCCCGUUCGGGUUCCAGCUUGUCUUUCAUGGCCUCGCCUGUCGAAUGUGCUGGCAGAUCCGUCGGUUUGCUUCAAGGUUGCUUUACGAAAACCUGGAUACGAGUUUGCUGAAGUACCAUUAGACAGCACCGUGGAUUCGAAGUCAUCCUCAUUGAAUUGGCUAUUUAAGGCAACCAAAUUAUCCCUUGUCGAAGUCGUCGUUAAGGUCAAAUCUGACACUGCAAAUGAAUUGUUGCCUUUGCAAGACGUUUUCGUGUCCCUGAUUGGUGAAGACCACCGUGGAAAUCAGUUUACGGACAAGCUGGGAGUGGCGAACUUCGUUGGAUUAGUCCCCGGACAAUAUUAUCUUCGGGCUAUGAUGAAAGAACACGUGUUCCACAUGGUAGCGCCUCACGACGGUCCUCCAGGCUCAUCUGCUCCCAUUUUGGUCACAGAGGGAAUAUCUGUACAUAUGGAGCUUCUUGCUGAACGUGUCGCAUUUUCCGUCUCGGGUGUUGUGAUUUCAUUGGAUCAGUCGCCACUGGAAAAUGUCUUGGUCGAGGCGCAGUGGCUUCCAAAUUUAACAACCUCUUCGCACAUUGUCAAUUUUGUGCCACCAGCUAACACCUGUCGGCUCACACCAGAAGAUGCUUCUAACGUUCCCCGGGAACAAUCCUGGAGCGAUCUAGACGGUCGGUUCCUUAUCCGCGGUCUCUUGCCUGGUUGUACGUACAGCAUAACGGUGCACACUACUCCAUCAGGUCAAAUCCCUCGUCAUUGCUCGAAUGAACCCCUGCUAUCCACCAACCCUGUCAUCGACCGUACUAUCCCUCCCUCAAUUCACUUACUUAUGCCCUCCCAUGAUGCCGCAGGCCUGACCUUCAUCGCUCUACCCCAAAUGUACAUGUCCACGAUCAGUAUCGACGUGGACACAGACGACGAAUUUGUUCCGGCGUUGCAUCUCACGUUGUUCCCAUCGGAUCACCCGCAAAUGGUUCUGGUGAGACACGAAUUUUCGUCCUCUCCGCUUUUUCGACUGAGUGGCUCCUUAAUGAGCCGAUUCAUCGGCUGUGAACUUGUUGCUCUUCUGGAGCACUCUUUAGAUCCUGCUGCUUACACCGGUAUUGGAACACAGCAGUUUGUUUUCAAACCUAGAGCGAAUAUUAGCGAGUACCACACUUUCAUCUUUCGCCCGAAGCCGCUGCUCAUGGGCAAUCCGAAAUCAGAACUUUAAUCCCUCCGCCCAGUGAUUUUAUACCCACCACAGUUGUUAUUGUCACUUCACUUUUUGCUCCCCACGAACUACACAGUGUUUACGAUUUCACAUCUCCCUCCUACAUUUUGCCUGUAACAUAUGCUCUCGCCUCUCGCACGCAUCUUCAGCUGGGAUGGUACAACACUUCUUGCCUGU
Molecule: messenger RNA, 4356 nt
Organism: Dicrocoelium dendriticum
Lineage: Eukaryota; Metazoa; Platyhelminthes; Trematoda; Plagiorchiida; Dicrocoeliidae
Source: the annotation of a GenBank genome assembly